Molecule: messenger RNA, 3124 nt
Organism: Dreissena polymorpha
Lineage: Eukaryota; Metazoa; Mollusca; Bivalvia; Myida; Dreissenidae
Product: protein STPG4-like
Exons: 8
Coding region: 344-1147 (267 amino acids)
Biological process (GO): epigenetic programing of male pronucleus
Cellular component (GO): germinal vesicle; male pronucleus; female pronucleus
Molecular function (GO): histone binding; chromatin binding
Source: RefSeq, a predicted model, not a curated record
GAUUAUAUAGCUUGUUCGGGAUAUCUCGACACUUAUCGUUUAUUUGUAUGAAAAUCAAUCAACUGUAGGUAGUUUUGUUUGCUAUAUACUGUUCGAUACGACUUUAAAUACAUUCAAGUGCGUGUAGUAAUAAUGGAUUUAAAAUGGAAACCACGUCAUAGUGUAAUAAUUGUUUUAUAACUUUCUGAACUGCUCUUAUUAUAUCUUAUUCGUUACUGUAACCGUGGAUUAAACAGUGUUUCCUGUGUGAAAAAUCUAAUCAAAAUUUAAUUUAACCGUUGACGAUAAGAAGUCAACCGGAAGUAAUUAUUUAAGGAAGCCAUCACCGCCACCGACGCCGAAAAUGAAGACGACGGCGACCAUAAUAACGACGCCGUCAAAGGCUCACAGCGCUCCCUUGCGGAAGUCACGUGACAUCGGGUCGGAUCGGAACAAAACGACUCGACAUCCGUGGGAGGACCGGAAGGCCUUAAGCGAGGAGUACGAGGGCGAGGUGUCGGGUCGAGAGAGCUGGUGGCGAACCUACAUCCGAGAGACACCCUGUCCCGGCGCUUAUGACAUGGAUGCUCAGUACUGGUACUAUGACCUUGAGAAGAAACCAAACACGUACAGGUUCAAGUCGGACGGCCGUAAAGUGGAUCCCCACCCCCACGGGAAAGGCGCCAUUUUAUUGCCUGGGGCGUACGACCACAAGGAUUUUCUGUCACGGUUGGAGCGGAACCCCACAACCUAUGGGUUUAAAACCGGAGAGAGAGACAAGUUCGACGUGCUUAAUUUUGGUAGAAAAGAUAAGGACGUCAAUGUCCCGCCUAACAAUUACGCUGUUGAGAAGUAUAUGACAUUGACCGUGGAAAAACAACCGUCAAAACACAGCGUUUUCAAGUCCCAGUCAAAACGGUUUCCAACUAUCCAGUUUAAACCGCGUGAUGGUCCAGCGCCAGGGAAUUAUGAAUACCACGAAGUUUUUCCACCCAAAAUAGCAGUCUCGUCUGUCUUUAAGUCGAAAACACCGCGUUUCUCCAGCUCGCAUACUAGAGUUCCUGGUCCGGGAGCCUACGAGAAAACUUUUCAGGCUACACCCAAUGGCGUUCUUCAGAAAAUGGGCAGACAGCACGGGCUAUUCUUUUCCAGCGCGUUCCAAGUGUGAAAUAACGAUGUGACGUCAUAGCAAAAGUGGCAUUAUAACAGACUUCAUUUAAGUUCUGGGUUCGAAUUUACCCACUGAUUCAUAUACUUCAGACUAUAAGGAAUAUACUUAGACUUUUACUGUUUUAUAUUCGCUUAAAUAUUGAGUUUAAUGCUGCCGUAAGCAAUUAGCCGCUUUUAAUUAUUUCGUACUUUAUUUAGAAAAAGUUUGACGGCUUCUUUAAUAUAUUUGCAAACCGUAAAAUUAAUAUUUUAGCACAAAUACCAUUAUAGCAUAAAUACCGGUACUCUCUAUAUUCUCAAGACUAACAAUAGUUCCGUACACAUUAGUUUUGAAUUCUAUCGAAUUACCGCCUGUAGAUUUGAAAUGUUCAACAGUUUUGAACUACCCCACGAUUACAUUGCAGCUAGCGAAACUAUAAUCUUGUGCUAAGAACGACGCUUGGGAAGUAAAGUCAGGAAGUCGAGAAGUCAGAAAAGUGGUCCACAACGAUUGUACUUGGGGGACAUCAACGUUUAGGGAUUUUUCUUAUUGCUUAUUUAUUUAGAAGUUACCAUUUUUACUUUUAUCCAUAUUGUCUAAGAUUAAGCAGUUGUUAAUGGUAUCUAAAGCUGUUUAGAGUAUUGCAUUUGUAAUUCAUUUUUUAAAUAUUGUUUUUGUUUUCUGGGAUUUCAUAGUUUUGACAGGUUUUGUUUUGUUUUGUUUUUGUCGCUUAACAAUAUAUGGUCAAGCUGUUUUUAAACAGAUGUAUAUGCUUACGAUUGCCACCUGAUUUGUCACAUUAUGAUAAAAACUCACUUGACUUAAAGCCCCAUUAAUACUCAAAAUCAACGAAAAAAUCGUACAAUAUUUCGUAAAAUAAAGUUAAACAAUUAACAAUCAGUUUUCCUUAUGGCAAUUGCCGAAAUUUCAACGCCAAAUGUGGUCUGGUAAAAUAGAUGUUUGUAGAUACAAAAUGCUCGUUUUUAUUAUUGUUUUGCAUAUUUAAUUCCAUUUUAAUUUCCCGCAAUGAUAUCUAUUCAUACGACACAUGAACACUAACAUGGUACCAUUUCAGUUUUCGUGUGUCGUAUGAAUAUAUAUAUAUUCGCGGGAAAUCAAUAAGAAAUUAAUUGUGUCACAGAUAGAUAAACACGAGCAUUUUGUAUCUACACAAAUCUAUGUAAUCAUACCACAUCUAGCGUUGAAACUGUGGCUAUUGCUUUAAGGAACACUGGUUGUUAAGGUGUUAACUUUAUUUUACGAAAUAAUUUACGAAAUUUUCGUUGAUUUUGAGCAGUAUAGAGGCUUUAAAGUAGCAUAAGUACUCCCAAAAUCAACCAACAUUUCGAACAAUAUUUUGAAACAAUACAGUUAACACAUAAAAAGUCAAUAUUCCUAAUAGCCAAAGCAAAACUUUUAACGCUAGAUGUGGUCAGGUAACAUAGAUUUAACAAGACACAAAAUGCUCUUUUUUGCGGGACAAUACAUUCAACACAUGUUCAUGUACCAAGUUAGUGUUUGUGUGUCGUAGGAAUAUAUAUCGUUGCGGGAAAUUAAAAUGGAACAUUUUGCCAAAAAAUAAAAUAAAAACGAGCAUUUUGUGUCUAUGUAAAAUCUAUGUUACCAUGUCACAUGUAGGGUUGAUAUUUUGGCUAUUGCAAUAAGGAACAUGGAUUUUGUAUGUGUUAAUUUUAUUUUUCGAAAUAUUGUACGAACUUUUCGUUGAUUUUAAGGGUUUAUGUGCGUUUAAGUUAUUAUAACUUUGAGGUGAUGCUUCAAAGCAUAACACAUCUCAUUGGUAUACACUGAAUACAUUCAUUUUUUCGUUGAACUACUUUUAUAUUUAGAGUCUUUUGUUCAUCUUUUUGACGUGUGCUCACUAUUCUUGUAUUUGUUAGACACUAUUUGUCAGUAUCAGUAUUAUCAGGUUUUUGAGUAUUUAAAGAUUAAAUUAUGUUGUGUUGUAUUGAAAAUACGAAUAAACUAUAAAACAUA